UAAAGCCUCUCGACUGAGUGUUCACAGGUGGUGUGUGCUGGACACAGGUGGAGCUGCUCUGGUUCAGAGUGCUGCGCCGGUCCUUUCAGAAUGAGUGACCGCCUCCAGCGAGCCCUGACUCCGCCUUCCGCAGGGCUGCGUGUCGCUGAGCGGAGAGGCAGCGGCAGUGCGAGCUGCUCCGCGCGUCAGUGAGGUAGACAGACACCGUUCCUGCAUAUGCGGCCACCGGCACCUCACUGAAACACACCGACCAUGGACCUAUUCGAGUUUGACUUCUUCAGGGACUGGGAGCUGGAGCAACAGUGUCAUUACGAGCAGGACCGCUCAGCGCUGAAGAAGAAGGAGUGGGAGCGAAGGACACAGGAAGUGCAGCAGGAUGAAGACUUGUUCUCUACCGGAUUUAAUUUGUUUGGUGAGCCGUACAAGACUAACAAAGGAGAUGCCCUGGCCAACAGGGUCCAAAAUACUCUUGGAAAUUACGAUGAAAUGAAGGAGCUCCUGACUAGCCAUUCCAACCAGAGUCACCUUGUGGGCAUUCCUAAGAACUCUGUUCCCCAGACUCCAGUGGAGAAACCUGACCAGCCAGGCUUUUUCCCUGAGGCUCAGCGGAGCCGAACUGCUCCCUCCCAACCUGGAAGUCAAAGCACCUCCAUGCCCCCACCCCCUGCCAACACCAUGCCAGGCUCUAGCAUUGUACAGGGACAUCAAGGCAAAAAGUCUCGGUCUUCAGACUGGUCCCGAGGGGGUCACGGUUCAAGUGGUGCCCAGACCGCUCAAGCGGUCAGCCGGGGGAAGGACUCCACUCAUGAGCAGACCUUUAGUAGACAUGAUCAGGACCAAGAGGACUCGAGUCCCAAUCCUAGCGGACCUACAACUUCAUCACACUCCAACAGGAAGCAGGCCCAGUCUGGCAAAGGACCAGCCACAGCUGAGCUUGGCCUUGGAAAGUCUCCCGCCGAGCAGGACUUGUGCUCCCAUGGCUCGAACUCACCAGUGGCCUCUACGUCCCUGCUCCCUAGCGGCCUCUCAACACCGACUUUCCCCCAAGGCCUCCACUGCAAGCCUAGCAACACUGUGCAGCAGAAACCUACUGCCUAUGUCAGGCCCAUGGAUGGCCAAGACCAGGUCCCAAAUGAUUCCCCAGAGCUCAAACCCCCUGUGGAGCUGGUGGAAGUGUACAACAGUGUGCCAUUCGGAGGUCUGCUGGAUACCAAAAGCAGCACGGCUGGGACCAAGGGCAAAAUUCCCAAGCUGACACUGCCACAAUCUGGAGAGGUCAGCCUGCCCAACGACUCCAAUUGUGUGGAGGACAUUCUGCGGGAGAUGACCCACUCCUGGCCUCCACCUCUCACUGCCAUCCACACACCAGGCAAAGCUGAACAAACCAAGUUUCCCAUCCCUUCAAAGUGCAGUGCAUUCUUAGAUUUAGGGGCAUUGCUAGGGUCAUGCUUUGUUUCUAAGGAUUCCCAGCAUGUGACCUCAGGAUACAAUGGGAAACGCUGCAAUGUUUCCAGUAACAAGCCUGCAACCAAGUCGGUACCACAGAAGUCAAUGCUCGAGGAUGACCUGAAAAUCAGCAGUGAUGAAGAGGACAAUGAACAGGCCUCUGAGAAGCCCAAACCCAGGAGCGCUCCUCUCAAUCUCCCUGGAACCACACCACGGACCAGUGAACCAACCGGUCACUCCAGCGGUGCCUCGGGCAGCUCCAGCGAAUCGGAGAGCAGCUCAGAGUCCGACUCGGACAGUGAGAGCAGUUCCAGUGACAGUGAGUGCAACCGAGCAUCCCGUGCUGCCACUCCAGAGCCUGAGCCUCCAUCAACAAACAAGUGGCAACUAGAUAAGUGGCUAAACAAAGUUAAUCCUCACAAUAAAGCACUAAUUAGCACCCAGUCAGACAGUCAUGGGCUUAACAGCUCUCAAUCUGAUAAAGUCCAAGCCUCAGACAACCAGAGCUCCAGCAAGAGCAAGCCCACCACAGCACUGGCACCAGCAGAACCCAAGGAGAGAACAUUGCUCAGUCCUAUCAGAGAGAAAGCCAAACCCAAGACUGGUCAGAAGGCUCCGGACAGCAAAAGCACCAAGGUAAAAUCACCAGCCUCGGUGGAGCUUGCACCCCCCAGGAGAAGCACUGGAAAGAAGCAGCCCAAAAAGGUGGAGCGAUCUUCCAGCUGCGAGGAGCACAACUGGCCAAGACCAGGAAACUCAAGUUCUACCCCAAAAGAGAAAGAGCCCCCGCCUUUAGAACUGCCAAAACCUAGAGGCAAGGGCCCUGGGGUCAAGACGGCACCAAGAAAGGAACCACGGACCACCACAACAAACACUGCACCAACGAAUAUCACACCGGUUCAGGAUAAAAAGAAGCACAGAGGACCAAACAAGAUCACCCCCAAGUCUAAGGAGUUCAUCGAGACAGAGUCUUCUUCAUCCGAGUGUCAUUCUGAUCCUGAAGAGCUCACCAAGGUUCAGCUUCCCUGUCCCGGUCCCAACACCCUAAACCUGAAAUCCAAGGAUUGCAAUAGCAAUAUCCUGAGUGUUAGCAGCCUUACCAGCACAAGCAGCACCUCUAUUCCUGAUCCAGGUGCCUCGGAUCUCCUGGAAGAGCCCUUCUUUUCUCCCAUCCCUAUUGUACAAAGUGAACUAUUGUCACCACUAAGAGAUUUUGAGGACAUCAAGUCCCUUUGGGUUAAGAUUGAACUCAGCUUCCUAUCACGGAUCCCAGGGCAAGACCCCCCAGAGCCUCCCUCAACAAAGGCAGAGUGUCGGGAGAUCAGUGUCAAGCACAGACGGCAACAGUCACCUGCCUCUAUCCCUGCAGAAAAGAACCCUAGUAAAUCCAAGAGGAAACACAAGGCAAGUCACUGUGAUGUGAUGAGUGGAGGCAAAAAGCUUCGGAUGGACAAAGACGCACUUCUGCUUCCUCCUUGUAUCUCGCCCAUACACAACCACAAGGUCUCCAGCACAAAAGAUUCUUUAAAGAAGCAACCCCGCAAGCGGGAGGAUAAGCUGUUGCCGCCUCUGCUGUCGCCGCUGUCCGAUGAGCCUGUGGGCCGCCCGCGGAGAAGCAGCGAAUGCAGCUCCCUCAGUCAGGACGGAAACACCUCCACCGUCCCAAACACCCUCCCUUCCACCCGCACAAUACCUGCCUCCACUUCUUCAUCAUCGUCCUCAUCACACAAACACCGCAAGGGAGAGAGCAAAUCCUUCUCCCAUUCCAAGACCAGCGCUGAGGAAGACAGUCACAGCAAGCCUUCCGGCGGUUUUCACAGCAAUGGUCAGUCGGAGCCAAACCUCUGGUCAAACACUUCAGCCCUGUCCACAGAGCACAUGGAGCCCAGGAGACCUAAACUCACAUUUAAUAACACUGUUCACAAUGCAGAUUACUACAUGCAGGAGGCCAAGAAGUUGAAGCACAAGGCAGAUGCUUUGAUGGACAAGUUCGGAAAAGCUGUGAAUUACGCAGACGGGGCACUCUCGUUUAUCGAAUGUGGCAAUGCCAUGGAACGGGACCCGUUAGAGGCCAAGUCACCAUACACAAUGUAUUCAGAAACCGUAGAGCUCAUCAGGUACGCAAUGAGAUUAAAGAACUUUACCAGUCAUUCUGCCACAAUAGCUGAGAAGAAGCUCGCUGUGCUGUGCAAUCGUUGUUUGUCACUUCUAUACUUGCGAAUGUUCAAGCUGAAGAAGGAUCAUGCCAUGAAGUAUUCCCGCUCACUAAUGGAGUAUUUCAAGAAUUCUGCAAAAAGUUCCCAAGCACCUUCGCCGUGGGGAGCCAAUGGAAAGAGCACAGGUACCCCAUCUCCCAUGUCCCUGAGUCCAUCUCCUGUCAGUUCAGUCAGCAGCAGCGCUGGAAUGAUAGGCUCUUCCUCUGCCUCUGGAAGUGUGGCCAUUCCCCAACGCAUCCACCACAUGGCAGCCAGUCAUGUCAACAUCACCAACAACAUCCUGCGCAGCUAUGAACACUGGGAAACCGCUGACAAGCUGGCCCAGGAAAGUCAAGAGUUCUUUCUGGAGCUGGACUCAGUGAUGGAACCGUUGACGCAGCACAGCAGCAUGACAGAACUGGUGCGCUACAUACGCCAAGGAUUGCACUGGCUUCAGCUGGAGGCCAAUUUGUUAUAGUGCUGGCUCUUCCACUGUACUCUUCCUUUCUCUCUGUCAUACUCUCUCUCACUCUCUCCCACCGUUCAUCUCUACCUCCACCAUCUUUGCCAUCUACCACCCUCUGGAACCCUGAGGGAAGUCGACAGUUAACCACUAGCGAGCCUCAGAACUGUGAGUUAUUCCCUGGAGGGUGCCAUGUCCUCGUUCCAGCUUGAUUCCCUUUGAGUGCGUCAGGAAAGUCUUGAGAUGUCGUAGAAGGCGGACCUGGAAGGACGG
Messenger RNA from Carassius carassius (crucian carp), 4377 nucleotides. RefSeq names its product AF4/FMR2 family, member 2 (gene aff2). Lineage: Eukaryota; Metazoa; Chordata; Actinopteri; Cypriniformes; Cyprinidae. Gene Ontology annotation, molecular function: G-quadruplex RNA binding. Gene Ontology annotation, biological process: regulation of RNA splicing. Gene Ontology annotation, cellular component: nucleus; nuclear speck. The coding region runs from base 253 to 4119 and encodes 1288 amino acids. The record is from RefSeq and is a predicted model, not a curated record. The transcript has 22 exons.